AUGCCGCCUGAUCGUCCUCGAGCAAGCCUUACAGGCCGCAUUGAGAACUCGCGCUUCGUCGACUACGUAUGGCGCGCGUUCCGCUCGGCCGCAUACCCCAUCCAAGGCAUCUGGUAUUUCUCGAAGCAGCGCAAAUUCUGGCCGCUCUGGGCUGGACGUCUGUUGCCCUUAUCGCUGGUGUCACUGACUGUCUACCUGAUUCUAUUCUUAUUUGCCUACCUCCCACAAGUUGCUUUUCUAGCUAUUUGGCAAGGCAGAGGCGCGUGGUUUAGCGCCGCGAUUUUGACCCUGGGAGAAGGGCUGGUGCUUAUUCAGGCCCUAUUUGAGGGCUUCUUUGUGGACGAGGCACGGGUAGACGUCUUCGACACUACCCUGAUCGAUCAUGACCUUGUUGACCUCGUUGCGCCCCAUCGUCUACUGUUUCCCGAUGCCCCCAAUUCCGUCAAGAUGUUAGGAAAGCCGACGUCGCGAGCUGAAUACACGCCAUGGAGCUUCAAGCAGAUAUUUGGGCUUGUCGUCUGCCUACCGCUCACAUUUAUUCCGAUCGUCGGCGCCCCGGCCUACAUCAUCAUCACGGGGACGCGGCUGGGAAAGCUAAGCCACCACAGGUGGUUCAAGCUCCGAGGGUUGAGCAGAAGAGAGAGGAAAGAGGAGGCAAAGAAGUACUCCUGGGACUAUGUAUGGUUCGGGACCAUGGCUAUGAUCUUGGAACUCAUUCCGCUGCUGAGCUUCUUCUUCUUGUUGACGACCACGGCAGGGUGUGGCCUGUGGGUUUCGAAACUGGAGGGCAAGACGAGGGUUCGCCCGAGUGAAGAAGGGGCCAGGGCAGAGGAAGGGCGGGCUGCGCCGACGGAGUCGAGCGGGCGGGCUGGUGCUGUGGAGGAAGAGCGCGACGAACCUCCGCCACCGUACUCGGAUGAUCCGAUCUAA
Molecule: messenger RNA, 930 nt
Organism: Diaporthe citri
Lineage: Eukaryota; Fungi; Ascomycota; Sordariomycetes; Diaporthales; Diaporthaceae
Exons: 2
Coding region: 1-930 (309 amino acids)
Cellular component (GO): ascospore wall; lipid droplet; prospore membrane
Source: RefSeq, a predicted model, not a curated record